AUGUCUGGCUCAAAUAAUCAUUCCAUUGUGAACGGCAUUGGGAGCACAAUUUCCCAGGUUGAAAAGGCUAUUUCGGCAUCCUUGCGGCCUCUACCUACGGCGACUGGAAACGGGACCUAUGUCACUGAGCCUGCUCAGACGGGAAUUGUCAAGGACCUCAGCCAUGUCGACCUUACUGAUUUCAAGGCCCUGCUCGAGGUCGUUAAGGAUGCUGUAACAGGUCAACCAGUCGAUGAUAGACAUUAUAUAAUGGAGCGAGUCAUUCAGCUUGCUGCCGGGCUCCCUUCGACUUCUAAGAGUGGGAAGGACUUGACGAACACCUUCCUCAAGCAGCUUUGGAAUGAUUUAGAGCAUCCUCCGAUUUCAUACCUAGGCCGGAAUACUUCUUACCGCAAGGCCGAUGGGUCAGGAAAUAACUUCCUCUGGCCUCAUAUUGGAGCAGCUGGUAGCCACUACGCCAGGUCUGUACGGCCAACAACUGUUCAGUCGCCUUCGCUACCGGAUCCGAGCACGCUUUUCGAGUCCCUCCUGGAAAGAAAGGAAUACAAGGAGCAUCCGAACAAGAUAUCCAGUGUCUUGUUCUACCUCGCUUCCAUCAUUAUUCACGAUCUGUUUCAAACGGAUCGCAAUGAUUAUACUCUGAACAAGACCUCCUCGUAUUUGGAUCUCUCACCUCUCUAUGGCAACAAUCAAGACGAGCAGAACCUCGUCAGGAGUUUCAAGGAUGGAAAACUCAAGCCGGACUGCUUUUCCAGCAAACGAGUUCUCGGUUUCCCUCCUGGCGUCGGCGUGCUUCUGCUGAUGUUCAACCGCUUCCACAACUAUGUUGUCGAAAAUUUGGCGACUAUCAAUGAAGGUGGCCGUUUUACCAAGCCAGAUGAGUCUGAUGUCGACGCCAGCACGAGAUACGACAACGAUCUCUUCCAGACUGGUCGAUUGGUCACGUGUGGUCUAUACAUAAACAUCAUCCUCAAGGACUACGUUCGGACCAUAUUGAAUAUCAAUCGAACAGACAGUCUGUGGAGCUUAGAUCCCCGAGCUGAUAUCCAGGAUAGCUUGCUAGGAAGCGCUCCAGCGGAAGCCACCGGAAACCAGGUGUCUGCUGAGUUUAACCUCGUCUACCGCUGGCAUGCUUGCGUAUCCCAGCGUGACGAGAAAUGGACACAGGAUCUGUACAAAGAUCUUUUUCCAGGAAAGGAUCCCAACAAUGUUUCGUUACCAGAGUUUCUUAGGGGCGUGGCCAAGUGGGAAGCAAGCUUACCAGAGCAGCCCCCGGACCGUCCAUUUGCUGGAUUACAGCGUAAUGCAGAUGGCGCCUUUGAUGAUGACGACCUUGCGAACAUGUUUGCGGAUGGCGUUGAGGAUUGUGCCGGUGCCUUUGGUGCCGGUAACAUUCCAUCGGUCUUCAGAAAUAUCGAGGCCCUCGGUAUUUUGCAGGCGCGUUCUUGGAACUUGGCUACCCUGAACGAGUUCCGCAAGUUUUUCGACCUUGCGCCCUACAAGACCUUCGAGGAAAUCAAUCCUGAUCCAUACAUUGCUGCCCAGCUCAAGAACCUGUAUGAUGAGCCUGACCUGGUGGAGAUGUAUCCCGGUGUUAUCGUCGAGGCUACGAAAGACGCAGUAGUGCCUGGAAGCGGUUUGUGCACAAACUUCACGAUAUCAAGGGCCAUUCUCUCCGAUGCAGUUUCCCUUGUCCGUGGCGACCGUUUCUAUACGGUGGAUUACACACCAAAGCAUCUCACGAACUGGGCCUAUCACGAAAUACAGCCUCAGGACUCGGUUGACCAAGGGCAGGUCUUUUACAAACUGGUGCUGCGUGCAUUCCCCAAUCACUUUAAAGGAGAUUCAAUUUACGCACACUUCCCUCUGGUCAUUCCAUCUGAGAACAAGAAGAUCCUUGAGAAGCUCUCGGUUGCUCAGGAUUACAGCUGGGGCCGGCCGAGCUAUACGCCUACGCCGCAAUUCAUCAGCUCUAAUGCGGCCUGUAUUUCAGUUCUCAACGACCAAGAGGCUUUCAAGGUAACCUGGGGAAGCAAGAUCGAAUUCUUGAUGCGCCACAACAAUCACCCUUAUGGUCGGGAUUUCAUGCUGUCGGGUGACAAGCCACCCAACGCUGCAUCGCGCCGGAUGAUGGGCUCGGCCCUAUACCGCGACAAGUGGGAGAGUGAGGUGAAGCGAUUCUAUGAGGAUAUCACCAUAAAGCUCCUGCGCCAGCAUUCUUACAAGCUGGGCGGAACCAAUCAGGUCGAUAUCGUUCGAGAUGUCGCAAAUUACGCCCAGGUCCAUUUCUGCGCAAACGUAUUCUCUCUGCCCCUGAAGACUGAGUCUAAUCCCAGGGGCAUUUUUACCGAGGCUGAAUUGUACGAAAUAUUGGCACUUGUCUUCGCCUCCAUUUUCUACGAUGCCGAUGUUGGAACGUCCUUCCAGCUGAACCACACUGCCCGCGAUGUGACUCAACAGCUCGGGGAUCUGACCAUGGCCAAUGUUGACUUUGUCAACAAGGCCGGCUUCAUCGCAAACAUCGUUAGCAGUCUUCACCGGCACGAUGUCCUUAGUGAAUACGGCGAACACAUGAUCCAGCGUCUGCUGCACAACAAUAUUCCUCCAGCCGACAUUGUCUGGACACAUCUGUUACCAACAGCGGGUGGCAUGGUGGCAAACCAAGCCCAACUCUUCUCGCAAUGCCUUGAUUACUACCUGUCAGAUGAAGGAUCCGUUCAUUUGCCCGACAUCAAACGACUUGCCCAAGAAAACACAUCCGAGGCUGACUCCCUUCUUCUACGAUACUUCAUGGAAGGAGCUCGGUUGCGAUCGUCCGUCGGCUUGCCGCGACUGGUCGCGAAGCCUACUGUCGUUGAUGACGGUGGGUCAAAGUAUACUUUGAAGCCCGGCCAAAGUGUACUAUGCAACCUAGUCUCGGCUUCCAUGGAUCCCCGCAGCUUUCCCGAGCCAGAGAAGGUCAAGCUUGACCGCGACAUGAGCCUGUACGCCCACUUUGGAUUUGGGCCUCAUCAAUGCCUAGGCAUGGGCAUCUGUAAGCUGGCUCUCACGACAAUGCUCAGGGUGGUGGGACGUCUAGACAACCUCCGGCGGGCUCCUGGGUCUCAAGGCCAACUGAAGAGGAUUGCUGGACCUGGAGGGAUUUCGAUGUAUAUGACUGCAGACCAAAGCAGCUAUUGGCCAUUCCCAUCGACCAUGAAGAUCCAAUGGGAUGGCGAUCUGCCAAGUCUUGCUACGAACUGA
Aspergillus luchuensis is the source of this 3243-nucleotide messenger RNA. RefSeq names its product peroxidase/cytochrome P450 family protein. The transcript has 7 exons. The record is from RefSeq and is a predicted model, not a curated record. Gene Ontology annotation, biological process: response to oxidative stress. NCBI's taxonomy places the organism in Eukaryota, Fungi, Ascomycota, Eurotiomycetes, Eurotiales, Aspergillaceae. Gene Ontology annotation, molecular function: monooxygenase activity; heme binding; iron ion binding. The coding region runs from base 1 to 3243 and encodes 1080 amino acids.